This is a messenger RNA of Mesocricetus auratus (golden hamster), 1852 nucleotides long. It is a transcript of the gene Rsl1d1, whose product is annotated as ribosomal L1 domain containing 1. Gene Ontology annotation, cellular component: 90S preribosome. NCBI's taxonomy places the organism in Eukaryota, Metazoa, Chordata, Mammalia, Rodentia, Cricetidae. The transcript is spliced from 9 exons. Bases 53 to 1399 code for a protein of 448 amino acids. The record is from RefSeq and is a predicted model, not a curated record.
CUCGGGCCUGCGCGUGCGCAGUUAUUCCUAGGUCUGCACGAGGCGAAGAAUCAUGGAGGACUCAGCGUCCGCGUCUCUCUCGACUUCAGCCGACACAGCGACCGCGAUGAAAGCGGCCCCGGCCGCUUUGGAACAUCUGGACCGAGAGCAGAUUAAAAAGGCCGUAGAAGUUCUGUUUGCACACUCCAAGUCAAAGAAAAAAAAUGAGUUACUUUUGAAUGGAAAUAAGAAUUUAUUUUUAAUGGUGAUAUUAUGGAAAAUUCCAGCGAAAGAACUGCGUGUCCAAGUGUCUUUGCCUCAUAGUAUCCUAUUAGAUUCCUCAGAAGUCUGUCUGUUUACCAAAGAUGACUGUGAAUCACCUGAAAAAACAGAAUGUUUCUAUAAAAAACUUUUGAAAAAGCAUGGAGUUAACAACAUCUCUCGGAUUAUCCCUUUUAAAACUUUAAAAACAGAAUAUAAAGCCUAUGAAGCCAAGCUCCGCCUCCUGGGUAGCUUUGACAUUUUCAUUACUGAUGAAAGAAUUCGACGGCAUUUGCCCACACACAUAGGAAGGCAUUUCUAUCAGAGGAAGAAAGUUCCUGUAUGUGUGAACCUUCUGGCCAAGAACCUGUCCAAAGAGAUUGACCGAUGUAUCACAGGGACCGUCUUAAACAUCUCCAAACAUGGUUCCUGCAGUACUGUGCGUAUUGGCCACACUGGAAUGGAGACUCAGCACAUCGUUGAAAAUAUCCUGGCUGUUGCAGAAGUGCUUUCAGAAAAACUACCAGAGAAAUGGCCAAGUGUGAAACUCUUGUUCCUGAAAACUGACAAGUCCGUUUCCCUUCCCAUCUUUUCCUCGUUUGUCACGUGUCAGGAUGAAAACACCUCAUCCUUCCGUAGCAUGAGGAGAAAGGAACUAAAGAAAAAAAUGAAGCAUGAAAAAGAAAAGUUGAAGAAAAGCAAAGGGUUAAGGAAAAUGUCCAAUAAGGAUGCAUCUCUUCAAACUCAAGGUGACUUAGCAAGUGAAACCAGCAAUUCUCCAGUCAAGACCCCAAGACCCCAGAAGAAAAAGACCAGCAAAGUAAAAGCACAACCUGAAGGGACAGAUGAGUGUGAAGAAGCAAUUCCGCAACUGGUACCAAUAGGAGAAAUACCAAAUAAAGAAAACAUGAAGAUGCAAGAAAAUGUCACAGGGGGGAAAUCUCCAAAAAAGAAACCUGAUCCAAAUACACCUCAGGGCAAGAAAAGGAAGGCCUUACCAGCUACAGAGAUCCCAGGAGCUUUAGAGCCUGUGACCUCAGGGAAGAAACAAAAAAAAAAUGUGCAGGAAGUCAGAAAGUCGGGAGCCAAAUUCUUUACUCCCAGGAAAGCUUCCAACACACCCAAAAACAAAAAGCCCCAAGUGUCCCACUCAAACUAAAAUCAGGUUCCUCAGCCUGAAGGAACUAUAAGAGCUUUUCAAGAAUACUUAGGCAGGUUGUGGUUGCACACACUGUGGGACAUAUAUAGGCAGAUUUGUGUGGGUUUGAGGCCAGCCAGACUACAUAGUGAGAUGUUGUCUUGGUGACAGACAAACUUGACCAAGAUUGGUUGUGCACACCUACAUUCCUAACACUCAAGAAGCCAAGACCAGGGAGUCAUGAACUUCAGCAAGAAUCUGUCGCUAAAGGCUUGGCCUCAGUACCCAGAACUUUGAAAAAUACCACACACCUGCAUAUAAAACAAAAGGUACUUGGGUACCUACCCUACUACAGCCCUUUUCAGCAGUAAGUCCUAUACUUAAAUGUUUUUGUGAAGUUUCCAGGGGUGAUUCUCAAUUUUUCUAUUUGUAAAAAUCAGUGGUUUGAGGCAAAAAAAAUAAAAAUUAAAAAUA